Messenger RNA from Megachile rotundata (alfalfa leafcutting bee), 1735 nucleotides. It is a transcript of the gene CARPA, whose product is annotated as Carbonic anhydrase-related protein A. NCBI's taxonomy places the organism in Eukaryota, Metazoa, Arthropoda, Insecta, Hymenoptera, Megachilidae. Gene Ontology annotation, biological process: one-carbon metabolic process. Gene Ontology annotation, molecular function: carbonate dehydratase activity; zinc ion binding. The record is from RefSeq and is a predicted model, not a curated record.
UCCGCCGACGACGCUCGUGUCUCGUGGCGUCUCCUGAGGUGUCGCGUCGCGUCGUUGGUGCACCUCGAAAGGAUUACCCGAAACCGGCAGGAUAAAAUGAGAGAACGGUAGUGCCGUUAAAGUAAUUACGUUAAGAGUGAAGGGAAUAAAGGUCAUCGAAAACAAACAACCAGAUCCUCCGGGAGAGGAGUAUCCCUGGAAAGACGCCGGACAAAGACGUCUCUCAAAAGAGUUCGCUUACACUAAUUAAUCGCGGCUCGUCAUCGAGUGUUUGUGAUCGUUCGAGAUGACGAGCACCGGGACGACGAUGAACGCCCGUGCGUCCCUGCUCUGAUCGCCCCGGGAGCUGCUUUUUCACGGCGAGAUUAAAAAACGAUGCCCGACAGGAGCAAGUGAGCAUCCCCCUUUUUGCGUGUUCCCCUUUUUUUCUGUGCCCGAACGGAGAUGUGCCCGCGACACUUGCUGCUCUGCCUGCUAGGCGUCGUCGUCAUCGUGAACGAAUCUGAGGCCAGUUGGGACGAAUGGUGGACCUACGAUGGUAUUUCUGGUCCAUCGUUCUGGGGACUGAUAAAUCCUCAAUGGUCCCUGUGCUCGAAGGGAAGGAGACAGAGUCCUAUCAACAUCGAGCCUGACAAGCUUCUUUUCGACCGCCACUUGAGACCGGUAGUCGUCGAUAAACACAAGGUUUCCGGACAUUUACACAAUACUGGUCAGUUUCUGGUAUUCAGAGCGGAUCGAGAAGCAAAAGUGCGAGUUAAUAUAACGGGUGGUCCGCUUGCUUAUCAUUAUCAGUUCGAAGAGAUCUACAUUCACUAUGGAAUGGACAAUGAUCAUGGAUCUGAGCAUCGUAUCAAUAAUUAUGCAUUUCCUGCUGAGAUACAAGUGUACGGCUUCAAUGCUGAAUUGUAUCACAAUAUGAGCGAGGCGCAGCACAAGAGUCAAGGCUUGGUCGCGAUAUCGUUAAUGGUUCAGCUUGGCGAAACACUGAACCCUGAACUACAAAUCAUAACCAGCGUGUUCAACAAAGUUAUUCAUCGUGGCGAUGCUGCGCCGGUUCGUCAUCUGUCCCUGAAGAGUCUGCUUCCGGACACGAACGGUUACAUGACUUACGAGGGUAGCACGACUCAUCCAGGUUGUUGGGAAACAGCCGUAUGGCUCAUCCUCAACAAACCCAUCUACAUAACAGCACGAGAGCUUUACGCACUAAGGAGACUAACGCAGGGCCCGGAGAGCACACCGAAAGCACCCUUGGGAAACAAUUCGAGGCCGCUGCAGGAUCUUCACUUCAGGACUAUACGGACAAACAUCGAUUUCCACAAGCGGCCGGACGCCAAGUGCCCAUCAAUGGCGCAGGACAUGCACUAUAGAGAUGACUUCUUUUUUCCAGCCAACAAGUGGCAAGGCGAUGGAUCCCUUACGCACAACGUCGUCUGAAUCUCAACCGACUACUACGCGGAAGACAGACGUUUCGGCUUUCAACGCGACAGGUUCACGCGAGAUCAUCUUACGAGUGAAUGGCACAAAAAUAAGCUUUAGGAGCCACGAUUCGUCCAGUGACAGAUUUCCUACGGUCGAUGUAACACGAUAGACUCGUCAGAUUAUUAUCCGGAAUAACCUAUUUUCUGAAAUGGAUCGCAACCGAAUCCUUUUAGUGCAAUUUCCUAUAAUUUUUAUUUGUUUUUUGUUUUCAUUCUAUGGGUAUGUUUUCAGGGUGGGAAAAAUUAAUUUUUGUAUU